UCAAACGAGCCACAUGGUUCGUUUUAAUGCCACUAAAACAAAUAUUAUUAUAAACGAUAUUAAAAAAAAUGAAUAAGACUACUGUAAUAUUAAAUCUGAUUAUUUAUUUAUUUUCUGUUGUUAAGGCGAUCAAUGAAACUAACACUAGUAAAGACAGUGAUGAAUUCUCUGAAAGAAUAGUUGAGGCUGUGACAAUUCAAAACUCUUAUGCGAAAGAUUUAUCGAAUGUCGUAAACAAAUUAGAUAUUGUAAGUACAAGCAAAGUGAUCGGAAAUAAUAAUACUUCUAAAAUAUAUUAUGUCAAAAUUCGACGAUUAAAAGAACCAGAAAUGGGAAACGAUAAAGCUCCAAAAAUAAAUACGAGGAGAUAUAGUACAACCACGGAAAAAUCAAUACCAGUUAUAAUUGAUUCCCCCGAGGAAAAGAGCGAUGAAAAAUUAACUAAUAAAACUGAAACAAUACAUGAGGACGCAAAUGAAUUGAUAAAAAAUGUUAAUAUUAGUGAAAUAGAAAAUACAACGGAAGGUUUACAAAUAAAAGAUGAAGUCAAACAAAAUGUAGAAAACCCCCUUGAAAGUCAUUUCGAACAAGAACCUGUUACUUACGAAAGUGUUAUUGAAGAAGACAAGACAGAGAAACCAAGUGACGAAUUAUCCUCUGAUGAGGAAGCACUUGAUGAUAUACAUACAAGAAGAAUGAUGAAUGCUCGACAGUGGAAUGAAGACGAGAAUGCACAUGAUGAGAACGAUUUUAAAAAGGUGCUAGUCUGGAAAAAUGAUGAUGAUGUGCUAUUAGACGUAAUAGGAAGGUCUGACAAAGACAACGCUGAACAAGUUGCAAUUGCUAAAGCUGAAAUGAAACCAAAAUUAAAAGUUACCACCCCAGCAAACUUUAACAUCUAUGGAAACAGUAUGAAUCAUCCAGUUAGAAUCCAGCAUCCACAACAUGAUCCUAGUGUAAUUCAAUCAAAAUGUUUAGAAAAUCCUGCUCUUUUUAAUCUACGUUCUCCUAAGCCCGAUGAUAAAGAAUAG
Molecule: messenger RNA, 1031 nt
Organism: Vanessa tameamea
Lineage: Eukaryota; Metazoa; Arthropoda; Insecta; Lepidoptera; Nymphalidae
Exons: 4
Coding region: 69-1031 (320 amino acids)
Source: RefSeq, a predicted model, not a curated record